Messenger RNA from Jatropha curcas, 1794 nucleotides. NCBI's taxonomy places the organism in Eukaryota, Viridiplantae, Streptophyta, Magnoliopsida, Malpighiales, Euphorbiaceae. The record is from RefSeq and is a predicted model, not a curated record.
AACUGUAUUAUCCAUGACUGAUUCUUUGUGAUUUCAUCUUUAAGAAUCCUAUCUAUCCAAGAAAGAAGAAACAACCCCACCGCCUAAAGCAAGACCUUUUCCACACUGUCUUUACUUUCUUUUUAAUUAAUCUUUUCAUUCUCCAUCUCUCUCUUUUAUUUUAAUGGGGUUUCUUGGUUGGUGAGCUAAAAUCCAGCUGCCUUCUAUUGACUUGCCUAAGGUCAUGGAGUGCUCGUUGUUAUGUUUCAAGGAUACCAUUUUCUUGCUCCUCCAUUUCAUUUUUGCUGAUAUAUAUUUAUAAAAGAGUGAGGCAAUUGGUCUUUUAGAUGCUAUGAAGUGCUUUUACUUUUCCAAUAAAGUGAAGAAUGAAGAACAAAAAGCUAUAAAAUCUGUUUCUGUUCACUCAUCUUCUACUUCCAUGUCAAUGUCAACUGAUCAUGAUGUGAAGAGAUCUGGGUCUGAGUUCAAUUCACAGACUGUGUCAGAUUUUAGCACUGAUUCCUCAACUAAGAACUCAUUUGCUGCUUUGUCUCAAAGACAAAGUAAUCUCAGAGUCUUCACAUUCUCAGAGUUGAAGACAGCCACAAAGAAUUUCAGCCGCUCUCUGAUGAUUGGAGAAGGUGGGUUUGGAAGUGUGUAUAGAGGAGUAAUCCGGAGCGCUGAAGAUGCAAAUAAUAAGGUAGAUAUUGCUGUUAAACAAUUGAGUAGGAGAGGGCUACAGGGGCACAAGGAAUGGGUGACAGAAGUAAAUGUUCUAGGAGUUGUUGAACAUCAGAAUCUUGUCAAAUUAGUAGGUUACUGUGCUGAGGAUGAUGAAAGAGGAAUUCAGCGCCUGCUAGUUUAUGAAUAUAUGCCCAACAGAAGUGUGCAGGAUCACUUGGCAAGUAGAUUUCAGACACCUCUGCCAUGGGCUGCUAGAAUAAAAAUUGCCCAGGAUGCUGCCCGUGGCUUAGCAUAUCUUCAUGAAGGAAUGGAUUUUCAGAUUAUCUUCAGAGAUUUCAAGUCUUCCAACAUACUGCUGGAUGAUAAAUGGAAUGCUAAGUUAUCGGACUUCGGUUUGGCUAGAUUGGGGCCUUCAGAUGGGUUGAGUCAUAUCUCGACCGCGGUUGUUGGAACCAUAGGAUAUGCAGCUCCUGAAUAUAUUCAAACCGGGCGUCUCACAUCUAAGUCCGAUGUGUGGGGAUAUGGAGUUUUCCUUUAUGAACUUAUUACCGGCAGGCGUCCAUUGGAUCGAAACCGGCCUAAGGAUGAGCAAAAGCUAUUGGAAUGGGUUAGACCACACUUAUCAGAUGUAAAGAAAUUCAGGUUGAUUUUGGACCCAAGGCUUGACGGAAAGUAUCAUCUCAAGUCUGCACAAAAACUUGCUGCUGUUGCCAACAGAUGCUUGGUUCGACAAGCCAAAUCACGCCCCAAAAUGAGUGAAGUUCUAGAGAUGGUUAAUAAAAUUGUGGAUGCUACAGAUAUGGGGAGCCCCUUGCUCCCCAUGAAGAGUUUAGCUCCAAAAGAUGGCUAUGAAGAAAUAACUAGACGUGAACGAUUGAAAAGAAAGCUUCUGAAUCCAAUAAUUGGAGAGAAAGGGUGCUUGGCUUGGAGAAGAUGGAGACUAAAGGCAGUCAAGGCAUGUUGAGGAAAGUAAAGCAAACAAAGUAAAAUAUGGUUUUGUUUUGAAGUAGCUCUUGCGGUGAGAUAUCAUUUUUGUCAUAUAUAUAAAUAACUAUGCUGCUCUAUGCACUGUGAAAUACAAUUGUAAAGGCUUUACCAUUAUAAAUGAGUUCAUGAAUAGCUCUUCUUUUA